AUGGAAUCAAGAUUUAAAGCUUUGAUGAAAUUAGAAAUUCCGGAUUGGAUUUUCGAUCCUUUCUCUUUUGAAGUUGUGGAUAAGCUCACUUCCUCUUUGCAGACUGAGCUUUUAGACUUGAAGUAUACUAAAGUCGUCUUUAAAAAGUACGGUUACAAGUUAGCUAGGGUAAAGCUUAUGAACACUUAUCCACAAUUGUGGAAACAAACUGAGCCGCUCCUCAUCUCGUUACCGUCAACAUAUUUAGUGGAUAGAGGAUUUAGUUCUGUCGUCCAGCUCCUCACAAAGCAAAUAAAUGGGUUGGACAUUUGCUUCAAAGGAGACCUGCGACCUGCGUUUAAGUCUGACGAACAUAAAAACUGGCAUUCAAGCUUUAACUGA
Messenger RNA from Parasteatoda tepidariorum (common house spider), 381 nucleotides. Its product is annotated as SCAN domain-containing protein 3. NCBI's taxonomy places the organism in Eukaryota, Metazoa, Arthropoda, Arachnida, Araneae, Theridiidae. The record is from RefSeq and is a predicted model, not a curated record.